Molecule: messenger RNA, 642 nt
Organism: Schistosoma mattheei
Lineage: Eukaryota; Metazoa; Platyhelminthes; Trematoda; Strigeidida; Schistosomatidae
Source: the annotation of a GenBank genome assembly
AUGGCACCUGAGUUACUUAUGGCGAUUGAUAUAACACACACAUCAUCUAACUGCGGCAACAAUACGUCAUGUAUAACUAAUGAAAGUAUUGAUAGUCCAAACAGAAGUCACUAUUUGCCAUUUGAAGUUUACCAAGCUGCAGAUAUUUAUGCGAUGGCCCUGGUGUUUUGGGAAUUAGCACGAUGUACUCAGGGAAUAUCAUCUGAUUUUGUUGAAGGAUAUCAGAUACCAUUCUGCGACAUGGUCCCUCCUGAUCCAACCUUCUCACAGAUGAGGGAUAUUGUUUGUGGCAAUAGUUUGACCAUAAUUGAUGAUCAACCAAACCAACUGAACAGGAAUAGCUCAAGUAUAAACACUAAAUCCCCCAAGACAAGUCCAGAUUACGACAAUGUUCAUUGUAGGCCUCGCAUCUACCAGCGUUGGUUAGAUGACACCUAUCUAUCCUGCUAUGCACAGGUGAUACAAGAAUGUUGGCAUGAUGAUUGGUCUGUACGCCUUUCUGCUCUUCGUGUUCGUAAACGUCUGGGACAGAUCGAAGAUGCAGUUAGGCAAUCAUUGGUCAGAAAAAGAGGAGAGAACAUUCCUUCUAAUGUAAAUGAGUUAUCAGUACUCCUGACCGAGGACCCAGAAACUUUGGCUUGA